CACUUGGGCGAGAGAGCAAUGCCGGCACCUAAGAUUUACUUCCACUCUCUCUCCUGUUCGCUGUGAACACACAAACUGAGUCUUCAACGUUGCUGCUGUUAGUUGAACUUCACGCGUCGCUGCGAACACCGAAAAAAACCUUGGGCGCGAUCGAGAACCGUUUUGCAGGGGAGUGUAAAUAACACUGUUUAUUCCUCCUGGCAAAAAAAUAAUGAACGCGGGGUGAUCGAAGUGCAAACAAAAUUGAUUGCAACGCAGUGGAAUGACGUGAGCCCACAAUUGAUGAACGAGAGCCGCUUCAAUUCCGACUAAACCAAAGAGGUGCGAUCGCUUGGCUAUGUCUGUAGCUGAUUGAUUUAAUGCGACAGAUGCCGGAGCACAUAGCGCACAUUAAUUAUGAUAAAUGCGGUGCUCACAUUACGUUAACUAAACUACAAAGGCCCAAGCAACAUAAGCAGACGCUGACAUAAGCACACGCACAAAGGCCAAGGCAAAUAAUAAUAACAAAGGGCACCGCAAACCGAGACCAAAGAGCAUGUCAAAAUAUCAGAAGCUUGACAGCGCCCUGCACCCCGCCGCCGAUGAGGACGACUGCGAGGAGGGAUACCCGCUGUACUUUGAUGAUAAUCGCCAGGAUCCGGGCCUCCAGCAGCAGACUACCAAUCGGUCCGCUAGCCUGCCAAACGGCCACGGCAAAUACCACAUCCCCAACAACUGUGUUGAGGGUGAAGUGGUGACAAUAGGAACAAAAGCCGCCCGAAUCCCUGAAGAGCAGACGUGGGAAGUGCCACUGCUGGGCGACUGCGAUGACGACACGAGCAACCAGCACUCUGAGCACGAGCGUGUGGAAUUUGACAUGGAAACCGAGUGCCGCAGCCGUCAGCCUGGAUUCGGUGUCAACCUAAAGAGCAAAUCCGCACAGGAGGCCAAAUUUAAAAUUCUGCUUGCAGUUUCCUUGUGUUGCAUAUUUAUGAUCAUUGAAUUCCUUGGAGGCUACGUGGCCGGAAGCCUGGCCAUUAUGUCGGAUGCCGCCCAUUUAGCAUCAGAUUGCAUUAGUUUUGUCAUCGGGCUGGUUGCUAUUUGGGUGGGAAGUCGGCCGCCUGACGAGCGCAUGUCCUUUGGCUACAAACGAUUCGAGGUCAUCGGCGCCCUUGCCUCUAUAUUGGGGAUCUGGCUUCUCACCACCCUCCUCGUAGUAGUUGCCAUUCAGAGGAUCUAUUCACAGGAUUUUACGCUGGACGUCGAUAUGAUGAUGGUCAUUUCAGGCAUUGGCAUUGCCAUAAACAUUGUAAUGAUAUUCGUCCUGCAUGGCUCCUGGUUUGAGGGCGUUGGACACGGCCAUAGUCACAGUCACGGUCAUAGUCAUGGGCACGGCCACAGUCACAGUCACGGUUCCUUGCAGACCCAAUCAAGUUCCUACGUACUCACUUCAGCUGGUAAUGAGAGCGAGUUAAUCACGCUAGCAACAGCAACAGCUGAAAGAAGUGAUAAAGUCACAAACGAACAUAACAUAGUUUCAGGUGGAAUAAAGGAGUCUGGGGCGAUGAACUCAGAAGUGGUUCGCGAGGAGAAAAAUUUAAACCUUCGAGCAGCUAUGAUUCAUGUAAUUGGAGAUCUGGUGCAGAGCAUUGGGGUUUUUCUGGCAGCCGUUCUUAUCAAAUUUUAUCCAAGUGCCAAAUAUGCUGAUCCCCUGUGCACGCUUAUCUUCUCGAUAAUUGUAAUAAUAACGACGGUCCAGCUAUUUCGGGAGUCGGUGGCUAUACUCAUAAACGCAGUGCCGCGAAACGUCAGCAUGCGCACCCUGCAUUACGACCUUGCCAGCUUAGAGGGGGUCAGAUCUGUGCACCACCUAAACCUGUGGCAGCAAACUACCCAGCAAAGGGUGAUGAUGGCACACCUGGUCAUCGACUCUCGAGCUGACGGAAAUGCGGUUCUGCAGGCGGCAACCAAACUUGUCUCCGGGCCUAUCUAUAACGUGGGGCACUCUACUAUCCAAAUAGAACUUACAACAACGUAACACUUUUCAAAGAUAAGCUUAGCGCCUAAUUAGUCCAAGCGUCUGAAAGCUGACCUACCAAAGGCAUUCAAUGCAUUGUGUGAUAUUUGCCAGUCUUGUAUUUUUAUACUUUAUGUACGGAAUAUUGAUGAAUUCAAUUUUGCCUCUACACAAGGUUCUGAAACUUCCAGUCACCCAAGACCAAAGAAAAUAAAAUUUAAGUUAGAAAAUGAUAAAUCAAAACUUUUUUAUUAAUAAAUAGAUAACUACUAUAGCCAAAAAAAUUCGAAUUUAAGCCAGCAAAUAAAACAUGUAAAAUCACCAGAAAACGACAACAUUAAUGACAUACUUAACUUAAGACAUUUUUUACUAAACCUACGCGCAAGACCAAAAGUUUUAAGUUUUGUUUAUCAAAUUUAUACAGUUUGAUUUAUAAAGUUUGGAUAAAUCAAAUUAAUACAAUUGAAUAAUAUAAGCACAUUUAUGUUAAGUUGUUGCCGAUUUGUAAUUUGACAUACUAUUUAGGGUUUCAUGUGUCUAAAUAGCCCACUUAAUAUUUAUUUAUGCACUUAUAUACAAAUGUAUGCAGCAAAGCAAGUAUUAGUUGACUAUUCAUAAAUACCUUGGAUGCUAAUUGUUGUUUUAAUAAUUAACUUGCUUAGUGAGCCGAAAAGAGAGCGUCGAGUAUUUACGGAACGAGCCUGGACAUAACUCACAUACGAGUAUAUGGCAAUCACACAAAUCCGAUUAGAAUAUCGCUUGAAAACUAUGUACUCUGCUGUGUGUUUGUACAUAAUAUGAGCGUGGUCUUCUCCCAGUUGGCCUUCAAUGAACCGGAAAUGAGCAAAUCAAGCAUGCUUGCCCGUCCGCACACGCACACACCUACCGAGCAUUAACACAUGAGUGAAGUCAUGUCGAAACAUCUUAAUCAACCUAGAGUGGGUGGAAAAGAUUGGGCACGCCUGUGCAUUUGUCAGCUGCCCUGCCGCGUCAACUCGAGCUCCAUCCAAUCCUCUCAAGAUGCUAAAAGUGAGAUUCAGCUUGGGUUCGUGGCCCUUUUUUUGGCUAGGCUCAGGCCUUUCGGUUCAAUACGCUCGGACACGAUUAAGUUAUUUAUAAUUUAUGAGAGCGGCUGACGUGGUAAAGGAAACCGAAAAAGGGAAUCGAAAUUUCCAUUUCGCUGCCAAACAACUUGUAUUAAAAUGAUAAACUUAUGCGGAUAUGUACACACAUACGUAUGCACAAUGCAUAAUGGGAGGAUCAUAUUGCAGUGACGAAAUAAUGGAGUGAAUAUUAAUGCUAAUAACUCAAUUGACGUGUCAUGCGUAGCACUUUAGAAAAAUAAGUCUGAUAUGAAAGCUGACCCAGUUGGCUGAGCUGUGGAAGCUGCAACUAAUUAACAAGAGCAAAGGAAAAACCUAACAUGCAGUCGAGUACUUCCCCAUUUUUCAAGAG
Messenger RNA from Drosophila ficusphila, 3451 nucleotides. It is a transcript of the gene ZnT41F, whose product is annotated as zinc transporter 2. The record is from RefSeq and is a predicted model, not a curated record. Gene Ontology annotation, molecular function: zinc ion transmembrane transporter activity. Bases 536 to 2017 code for a protein of 493 amino acids. The transcript has 10 exons. Gene Ontology annotation, biological process: response to zinc ion; zinc ion transmembrane transport. Gene Ontology annotation, cellular component: plasma membrane. NCBI's taxonomy places the organism in Eukaryota, Metazoa, Arthropoda, Insecta, Diptera, Drosophilidae.